This is a messenger RNA of Gekko japonicus, 2377 nucleotides long. It is a transcript of the gene PCCA, whose product is annotated as propionyl-CoA carboxylase alpha subunit. Gene Ontology annotation, cellular component: mitochondrion. NCBI's taxonomy places the organism in Eukaryota, Metazoa, Chordata, Lepidosauria, Squamata, Gekkonidae. Gene Ontology annotation, molecular function: ATP binding; metal ion binding; propionyl-CoA carboxylase activity. The transcript is spliced from 24 exons. Bases 28 to 2202 code for a protein of 724 amino acids. The record is from RefSeq and is a predicted model, not a curated record.
GAGUGCCCAGCGGGCCGCUGUGAAGUGAUGGCGGCGUCGGCCUUUCUGUGUCGGGCUGGGGCUCGGCAGCCACUGCAGCCUGGCGUCCUGGAGCGGCUGUCCGUGGCGCGGGAGUGUGUUACACGGGUUUCAAGAUGGAGAUGGUGCCUUAUCACAUCUUGUGGCUUGCACUCCACUGUAUAUGAUCCUAAUGAAAAAACGUUUGAAAAACUACUUAUUGCCAACAGAGGAGAAAUUGCCUGCAGAGUAAUUAGAACCUGCAAGAAGAUGGGUAUUAAAACAGUCGCUAUACACAGUGAUGUUGAUUCCAACGCUGUCCAUGUGAAAAUGGCGGACGAAGCAGUCUGUGUUGGCCCAGCUCCCACUAGUAAAAGCUACCUCAACAUGGAUGCUAUCAUGGAAGCCAUUAAAAAAACCCGGGCCCAAGCUGUCCACCCAGGAUAUGGAUUUCUUUCAGAAAACAAAGAAUUUUCAAGGCGUCUGGAAUCUGAAGGUGUUGCUUUCGUUGGACCAGACAUGCAUGCUAUUCAGGCAAUGGGGGACAAGAUAGAAAGCAAACUCUUAGCUAAGAAUGCAAAGGUCAACACAAUACCUGGUUUUGAUGGCGUGGUCAAGGAUGCAGAUGAAGCUGUCAGAAUUGCAAGGGAAAUUGGCUAUCCUGUCAUGAUCAAGGCUUCAGCAGGUGGUGGUGGGAAAGGCAUGAGAAUCGCAUGGGAUGAUGAAGAGACCAGGGAAGGUUUUAGGUUUUCAUCUCAGGAAGCUGCUUCAAGUUUUGGCGAUGAUCGAUUGUUAAUAGAAAAGUUUAUUGAUAACCCUCGACACAUAGAAAUUCAGGUUUUGGCUGAUAAGCAUAACAAUGCGUUAUGGCUGAAUGAAAGAGAAUGCUCCAUUCAGAGGAGAAAUCAGAAAGUCAUUGAAGAAGCACCAAGCACUUUUUUGGAUCCCAAGACACGCAGAGCAAUGGGAGAACAAGCCGUAGCUCUCGCCAAAGCUGUAAAAUACUCAUCUGCUGGAACAGUGGAAUUUCUGGUGGACUCAAAAAGGAACUUCUAUUUCUUGGAAAUGAACACUAGACUUCAGGUUGAACAUCCUAUCACAGAAUGCAUUACCGGUUUGGACCUAGUCCAAGAAAUGAUCCGUGUUGCUAAGGGUUACCCUCUCAGGCACAAGCAGGCUGAUAUUCCCAUCAACGGCUGGGCCAUUGAAUGUCGAGUCUAUGCUGAGGAUCCCUACAAAUCUUUUGGACUGCCAUCUAUUGGUAGGUUGUCUCAGUACAAAGAGCCGCUGCAUGUGCCCCAUGUCCGUGUUGACAGCGGCAUACAACAAGGAAGUGAAAUCAGCAUUUACUAUGAUCCCAUGAUUUCAAAACUGAUCACCUAUGGAUCCAAUAGAGCUGAAGCUCUGAAACGAAUGGAAGAGGCCUUGGACAAUUAUGUAAUAAGAGGUGUGACCCAUAAUAUUGCCUUACUACGGGAAGUGAUAAUCCAUCCACGCUUUAUCCAGGGAGAUAUCACUACUAAGUUUCUGCCAGACGUGUAUCCUGAUGGCUUUAAAGGACACUUGUUGACAGAUUCUGAAAAAAGAGAGCUCUUAGUAACAGCAGCGUCUUUGUAUGUGGCCAAACAACUUAGAGCACAGAGAUUUCUAGGGACCCCAAGAGUGUCUGUAAUUAAACCGGAUGCAAGUAACUGGGAGCUGUCAGUCCAACUCGGAGACACAACUCACUCAGUUAUAGCUUCAUGUCAAGGGUCAACAUUCUUGGUGGAAGUUGAUGGGAUAAACCUUAGUGUGACUGGUGAGUGGAACUUGACUUCAGCACUCUUGCCAGUUACUGUGGAUGGGAUCCAGAGAACUGUACAGUGCCUAUCAUGGGAUGCCAGUGGAAACUUUAGCAUUCAGUUCCUUGGUACAGUGUACAAGUUGCGUAUCCUGACCAAGCUUGCUGCAGAGCUGAGCAAAUACAUGCCUGAGAAAGUGGUGGAGGACAGUAGUAGCAUCCUGAGGUCACCCAUGCCUGGAGCCGUGGUGGCAGUUUCCGUAAAACCCGGAGAUAUGGUUGUCGAGGGGCAGGAGAUCUGUGUGAUUGAAGCUAUGAAAAUGCAGAACAGUUUGGCUGCUGCUAAAACUGGCAAGGUGAAAGCUGUGCACUGCAAGGCUGGCGAAACUGUUGGGGAAGGAGAUGAUCUGGUGGAACUAGAAUAAAACCAUUUCUUUCAUGUCACAUCACAAUAGGACUUUGCGGCUGCAUUUAGAGAACACAACAAACUCUAUUUAAACAGAGGUUUGGCGGCAUCGGGCUGAUCACAGCUUGUUUGCUGUGCUCACACUUCCCUCGCUGUUCCUUCUUUGUCUUAUAGGCGGAGCACGAUUGAACACU